UUGUCUCUACCACCUUUGCCUACAAGAAUGCCUCCACUGGAGACCUGUGGCGCAUCUGGAGACGACCUCAGGGAAGCCGGUGGCUGACGUGAUGAGCACUUGGACCCAGCAACUUGGCUACCCUGUCAUCACUGUGGAGGCCAAGCAGGAAGGUGGCAAUAGAGUCCUCACUCUAUCUCAGAGAAAAUUCUGUGGAGACGGGAACAUAACAGGAUUUGAGUCCAUGCUAUGGAAGGUGCCCAUCGUCAUAGCAACCAGGGGAAUCCCCAGCUGCGUCGCUGGUGCUGACAGAGCAGUCGACUACCGUGACACUGGAGGGAGUGGGGGAGGGUGA
Messenger RNA from Geodia barretti, 334 nucleotides. Lineage: Eukaryota; Metazoa; Porifera; Demospongiae; Tetractinellida; Geodiidae. The record is from the annotation of a GenBank genome assembly.